This is a messenger RNA of Aspergillus sclerotioniger CBS 115572, 1913 nucleotides long. RefSeq names its product putative sugar transporter. Gene Ontology annotation, molecular function: transmembrane transporter activity. NCBI's taxonomy places the organism in Eukaryota, Fungi, Ascomycota, Eurotiomycetes, Eurotiales, Aspergillaceae. The record is from RefSeq and is a predicted model, not a curated record. The transcript has a single exon. Gene Ontology annotation, biological process: transmembrane transport. Bases 109 to 1686 code for a protein of 525 amino acids.
AGUUCUCCUCCGCGGCUGGGAUGCGACCCGAGAAAGGCCCGCCCGCGAUAAGCUUCACGCUCGACCCUCAACCCCGCUCCGACCAACCGUGCACUCUGCGACCGAGCCAUGCCCUCCUCAUUCAAGCCCGACGAGUCGGAGCCGGUGUUGGCGACACUGGAAUCCACGCCUACUUCACCGGAUCCCAAUGCUGCGGCAGCAUCAUACCGCCACAAGGCAGAUCUGCUCAACCGCGCCAUCCAAGACAUUGGGAUGGGGAAGUAUCAAUGGCAGCUGUUCGGCGUCAUCGGAUUCGGCUGGGCCAGCGACAACCUGUGGCCCAUCGUCACCUCUCUUAUCCUCGUUCCCGUGUCCUAUGAAUUCCACGUGGCUCAACCCCCGCUGCUCUCUUUAGCCCAGAACAUUGGCCUGCUUGCCGGUUCUCUAUUCUGGGGCUUCACCUGCGACUUAUUCGGUCGUCGAUGGGCCUUCAACCUCACCAUUGCCAUAACCGCCGUCUUUGGCCUGGUCGCGGCCGGCUCGCCGUCCUUUGCCGUCGUGGGCGUCUUUGCUGCUCUUUGGUCCUUUGGUGUGGGAGGCAACCUUCCAGUCGACUCGGCCAUCUUCCUCGAAUUUCUCCCCGGAUCUCACCAGUACCUUCUGACCGUGCUGUCCAUCAAUUGGGCUCUAGCACAGGUGCUCGCAAACCUGGUCGCAUGGCCUCUCAUCGGCGAAAUGACCUGUUCAUCGGCAGAGAAUUGCAGCAGGUCCACCAACAUGGGUUGGAGGUACUUUCUUAUCACGAUGGGUGGUCUGGCGCUCUUCAUGUGUCUAGCGCGCUGGGUCUUUUUCACCCUGUUCGAGUCUCCCAAGUUCCUCAUGGGCAAAGGUCGAUACGAAGAGUCCGUCUCAGUCAUCCAUGAAGUCGCACGCCGUAACGGAACCACAUCCUCGCUAUGUAUAGACGACUUACUCGACGAGUGUACCACCUCUGGCACUGGCACAACCGCAACCUCAACACCAACAGUACCGACUCCUCGUCAUGGGCUGAGCGCAGCCGAUCAGCUCCGAAUGCGUCUCGAGCCACUCACGGCGCCCUAUGUCCGCGCACUGUUCAGCACCCCCCGUCGCGCUUGGACGACGAGUCUCAUGAUUUUCAUCUGGGCCUUGAUCGGGUUGGGCUUUCCUCUUUACAAUAACUUUCUUCCCUAUCUCCAACAAACCAGGGGAAUCCAAUUCGGCGAUGGCUCCACGUACAUCACCUACCGGAACUCCUUGAUCAUAGCCGCAGUCGGGGUCCCGGGGAGUCUUGUCGGCGGUGUGAUGGUCGAGAUGCCUCGUUUCGGACGCAAGGGAACGCUGUCCCUCGCCACAUUAUUAACCGGCGCCUUCCUGCUUGCAUCCACAUCAGCGACAACGUCCGCAGCCCUCUUGGGGUGGAAUUGUGCCUACAGCUUCACAAGCAGUCUGCUGUAUGCAGUGUUGUAUGCAUACACACCGGAGAUCUUCGAGACACAGCACCGAGGGACGGGGAAUGCAUUGGUGGGGGGUGCGAAUCGCAUCGGAGGCAUCCUCGCGCCGAUUAUCGCGAUGGUUGCCAACGUGCAGACCUCGGUUCCGGUAUACAUCAGCGGGGGCAUGUUUCUGCUUGCUGGACUGUUGGUGCUUCUGAUUCCAUACGAGACAAGGGGCAAGAUGAGCUUGUAGUACCGGAUGGUACAAAUGCCGGGAUGGUCACAUACCUCAGGGAUGAUGGAUUAUGUUGUGUCCGUACGACAUGUUGAUUGUACACGGCAGACAUACUUGUGGGUGGCCGGGGAGGAUGCUACCAGCCAUAAGUAGCGGAGAGGAACAGAGGCAGCGGAGAAGAAGGCAGCAAGCAAGCAAGCAUACGCUUUGUACGCCGCGUAGAUUACUUAGACUCUUUAGCCCCC